Messenger RNA from Staurois parvus, 319 nucleotides. NCBI's taxonomy places the organism in Eukaryota, Metazoa, Chordata, Amphibia, Anura, Ranidae. The record is from the annotation of a GenBank genome assembly.
CACUGAUAGGUGGCACUGACUGGCAUUGAUAGGUGGCACUGACCGGCACUGAUGCGUGACAGUGAAAGGCAGCUCAGAUGGGCACUGAUAUGUGGCAUUGAUGUGCACUAGUAGGCACUGAAAUGUGGCAUUGAUGUGGCACUGAUGGGCACUGGCAGGUGGCAUGGAUGAGCACUGACAGCUGGCACUGAUGGACACUGACAGGUGGCACUGCUGGGGCUACAGAGAUCAUCAGGGCACACUGAUCAUCACUGUCAGCGUGACAGCUCGUGAGGAGAGAAAUGCAGAUAACCGGCAUUUCCCUAUUUACAUGCUAUCA